AGUAAAAGAUUUUCUAAUUGUAAAAUAUUUUAGGUUUCAGUACAUGCAAACUUAAAAAAAAUCCACCUGGUGGGUAUCUAGCAUCUGCUUCUGUAAUGAAUACGUUGCUAAGGACUAGUUAUUUCCUUUGUACGUGUGUCUAAUAGAGGAGCCCUUUGCUUUCAGAUCAAUCAACAAUUGAGGCAGGCAAAAUGGUUAUGUGAUUUCAUUUAUAUUCUGUUAAUGCUGAUGGCUGUGAUUAUGGGUGGCCCAUCCUUGGGUUUAUUUUUAAAGUCAUGGUAAUAUUUACCCUGCAAGCUUCCGGGUACCGGCUUAGAAUUCUAGCACCUUCGUGCUGUAUUGAUAGCUCACAGGUAGCUUGUUUUAGAAAGAUUUAUUAUCAACUUAUCUGCUUCGUAUUUUAGUAUGCGUACCAUCCGGUGUGUGCUAGCUAUCCAUCAUCAUAAACCAGUAGUGGACUCUCUCCAGGAGCAGAUGGCCAAGAGGCAGACAAAGGCGACCUGGCUCCAAAGACAGGAUUUCUGCUGUUGGCUCCGGCAUGGGCUCUGUUCCUUUAUUUUCCCAGAGAAGACAGAUCUGUGGACACUCAACAUCUGGAGCAGACCCUAGAGCCCUACCCUUCUGAGGUGUGGAGCGGUCUUUUAUUUGGAGAGAAAGCCAAAGGUUUCCAGGACAGCUAUGAGCCUGUAAAAAAGCAAAAGAAGAAGGAUCUCUAACCUGACUACGGAUUCUUGAGAAAGAUUGCUCAACAGCUUAUGGGGACAGCCAUGUCUGUAGUGAUGCAUCUUUGCCACGAUAUUAAUGUUUCCCACACGAACAGCAACUGGUCAAAUGGUGUUCGUGCUUCCCUGUAUAGCUUAAUGUCACUCAUAAUUCUGGCCACUCUAAUUGGCAAUUUAAUGGUAAUAAUUUCUAUAUCCCAUUUCAAGCAACUUCAUACGCCCACAAAUUGGCUCCUUCAAUCCAUGGCCACAGUGGACUUUCUGCUGGGCUGCCUGGUGAUGCCCUACAGCAUGGUGAGAACAGUGGAGCACCGUUGGUAUUUUGGAGAAACUUUCUGUAAAGUUCAUACCGGCACCGAUAUUAUGCUCAGCACGGCAUCCGUUUUCCAUUUAUCCUUCAUUUCCAUCGACCGCUACUAUGCUGUGUGCCACCCGUUGAGAUACAAAGCCAAGAUGAAUAUCUUGACUAUUUUUGUGAUGAUCCUCAUUAGUUGGAGCAUUCCUGCUGCGUUUGCAUUUGGGAUGAUCUUCCUGGAGUUGAACUUCAAAGGAGUUGAAGAAAUGUAUCACAGACAGGUUUGCUUCCUAGGCGGGUGUUCUGUCUUCUUUACCAAAGUAUCUGGGGUACUGGUCUUCAUGAUGUCUUUCUAUAUACCUGGGUCUGUAAUGUUAUUUGUUUACUCUAGAAUUUAUUCCAUAGCUAAAGGACAAGCAAAGUCAAUUAAUGGCAUAAAUCUUCAAAUUGGAUCGGAAGAGAAAAACAGAGCACCACAAAACAAAGAAACUAAAGCUGCAAAGACCUUAGGGAUUGUGAUGAGUGCUUUUCUCAUAUGCUGGUGUCCUUUAUUUUUCUGCGUGGUCCUGGACCCUUUCCUGGGCUAUGCUAUUCCACCCACUUUGAAUGAUGGACUGGGUUGGUUUGGAUACCUGAAUUCUGCCUUCAACCCAAUGGUUUAUGCCUUUUUCUAUCCCUGGUUCAGAAGAGCACUAAAGAUGAUUCUCUUUGGCAAAAUUUUCCAAAAAGAUUCAUCUAGGUUUAAGUUAUUUUUAUAAUGCAAUCAUGAAACCAUUAUGCUUUACUGUUUUGUAAAAACAGUUGGUGAUUACAUUUAUGAUAAUAGUGAACCAACAUUAGGCACAUGGGCUUUUAAAAUUAGUUAUUUGAGUUAAAUAUGUAUAUGGUGAGUUAAACUUUAAUGCUUGUAUAUAAUCUGAUAUUUGACACCAAAUAGAUGUGGUCUCUGACAUUAUUGUUAUGCAGUAUUAAAGACUUACAUGUUAAAGAAUUGUCCUAGCUCUUAGAUGACCUUCUGUGAAUUGACAGCAGUAAUUUAUUCAUUCAGCAACUGAAUCACACAGCUGAAUUUAGGGUACAAAUUAGAAGGAAUAUAUGUAUAUUAUAUUACAUAUGUAUGUAUAGUAUAUUACAAUACAAGUUGCCUCUCUUCAGUCUAAAACACUACUUUGAAUUCCUUACCUGUACAUAGAGGCUGCUUGUUCAUUUCCCAGCUGCCCAAGCCCAAAAUAAUCACACAGAAACUGUACUAAUUACAACACU
Messenger RNA from Myodes glareolus (Bank vole), 2280 nucleotides. It is a transcript of the gene Taar1, whose product is annotated as trace amine associated receptor 1. The record is from RefSeq and is a predicted model, not a curated record. Gene Ontology annotation, molecular function: trace-amine receptor activity. Lineage: Eukaryota; Metazoa; Chordata; Mammalia; Rodentia; Cricetidae. Gene Ontology annotation, cellular component: membrane. Gene Ontology annotation, biological process: G protein-coupled receptor signaling pathway.